Megalops cyprinoides (Indo-Pacific tarpon) is the source of this 1768-nucleotide messenger RNA. RefSeq names its product ankyrin repeat domain 39 (gene ankrd39). The record is from RefSeq and is a predicted model, not a curated record. The transcript is spliced from 5 exons. Lineage: Eukaryota; Metazoa; Chordata; Actinopteri; Elopiformes; Megalopidae. Gene Ontology annotation, molecular function: protein binding. The coding region runs from base 299 to 874 and encodes 191 amino acids.
UGCCAUCUAUAAAAAUUGUUAGCUUAACUGAUGUGGUAACUACGAGUGAGAGAUGGGUGUUUCUUUGCUGGCUAUGUAUGAAACUCUACACUGGACAGAAAGAAAACUGUUUUUUCCUGUCAAGGGUACUGAAGGAUAUGGUAUCUUUAGCCAGCGUGCUAACAGAUUUUGUGACACUUUAUGUGCAUUUGAAUUUUUCAGAAAUUAUACACAAGGUCGGACACCUGCCUCCACGUGAUACGUAAUGGGGAAAAAUGUAGGUUCGAGAAGAAGAAAGUCUGUCACUGCCUGACCCAGUAUGGCAUCAGAUGGCCGUCACUGUGCCUGCUGUGCACACAGUAUGGCAACACCCAGCGCCCACCAAACUCUGGAUGAGAUGGAAUUUGAGAGAGGUAUCUGGUCUGCUGCUUUGGAUGGAGACCUAAAAAGGGUGAAAUCUUUUCUCCAAAAGGGUACUGACCCUAAUUUGAGGGACCAGGCGGGAUACACUGCUUUGCACUAUGCCAGCCGUAGUGGGAAUGAGGAGGUGUGCAGACUUCUGCUUGAUGGGGGAGCAUGUGCCAAUCCGCAAACCCGGGGUGGGGCUACCCCUCUGCACCGCUCCGCCUAUUGUGGGCAUGUGGGCGUGGUCAGACUCCUGAUGGACCGGGGGGCGGAUCCCGUGUUAUGUGAUGACGAUGGCUCCUCCCCAUUGCAUAAAGCUGCUGAGCAGGGCCAUGAAGAGGUGUGUGACCUCCUACUGCAACGAUGCCCUGCCCUCAGGACCCUGACAGAUAAGAGGUCCCGUGCUCCUUACCAGAUGGCCCGGGAUAAUGGCCCUCUGCAUGAGAUGCUGAAACCGCCUGAGGACACACAGACAGUCCAGCCUUGUUAGACACCACAUACCUCUGUCACCACUGCACUGGACCCUCCCGUCACCUCAGCUGGAUGCAGUUGACCCUGUACAGACCAGUACAAGAGUGACAUUGAACCUGAGCUCAUGCAAUCCAAAGUAGAUGGAAGAAGUUACAUAUGCUUUCAGAAAUAUGCCUCUGACAUAAACUGAAUGUGACCUGAGGAGGGAUGAGCACACAAAUCAACUUGCACAGCCUGGUUUUAAAGACGGUAGGCUGACAUAAAUAGAUUGCCUAUGACUGUUUUAAACAGAACUUGAAUAAUAUUCAGACUAAAUGGUCACAAAGGGCGGCCUUUCCACAGUUGAGCAAUUGUUUUUUAUAACUGUUGUUUGUAUCAAAGUUGAUAAUGAUGUCACCAGACUUGCCAGAAAAACAUGGAGAGAAUUGUGCAUUAUUUGUGUGGUCAUUGUAGGACCAGCAGAGGGCAGCAGCUGCUCAGCUAUUUUAGGCUUUCCAGCUAGCAGCAUGCACUAAAAAAGCAGAUGCUGUGGUUGGCUCUCAACCUCUGAUAGGAACAUCAGUGCAGUGAAACAGCAGGCUUUACAAGCUCAGUUUGGAUGCAGAUAACUGGAGUAGCAGACUGCAAACUGUGUUUUGUCAGGAUAUGCUGCAGUGAUUGAUAGGCCUAGGGUGAACGUCUGUGAAAAAGAUUUACUGGAAAACUGAUGACCAGUCCAGAAAUAAAUUGGACAAGAGCUAAACACCAUUUUAAACUCCUGUUUUCCUGUACCUUUUUUGUGAAAAAGAAGCUCCUGCGUGGCAAUAGAGUUAGCAUUUGUCAGCUGGAUGAGUGUUGAAGGAAAGUUAAUUACUAAAGAACUAGGAACGUGCACUUCAACUGGAGUGAGUAGGGCGGUGACACUGUAAGAGAA